CUCAUUUUCAUUUGAGUAAUCUCUUAUCCGUUAUAUAUGGUUCGGGUGCUCGCAUGGAUUCAGAUAUAGUCAACGUUUCAAAGUUGACUUGAUGGUCCCUAAUCUACAAAAAAAGAGAGAAGAUUAUAAGUAAUGGCAUAACGGGUUUCAGAACUUACUACCAGCACAAUGAAAAACUCAGUCUUGUUCUUUUCCGUCCUUCUUGUUCUCCCUUUUGCUACCUCACUCCACUUUAACAUCUCACGUUUCACACCAGGUGAUCCCAACAUAGCUUACCAAGGAGACGCUACACCAAAUGGCGCCAUCGAACUGAACAAUGCUGGUUAUACUUGUCGUGUCGGUUGGGCUACUUAUGCUAAAAAGGUUGCUAUUUGGGAUCCUGAAACAGGGAGGCCUACCGACUUCACUACCAGUUUCACCUUCAAGAUUGAUACGCGUAACUCUACAGAGUUUGGCCAUGGGUUUGCUUUCUUUCUUGCCCCUCAAGGCAUCCUUAUCUCUCCUAAUUCAGCUGGUGGUUUCUUAGGCCUCUUUAACGAAACCAAUGGCUACUCAUCUCGGUUCCCGCUUGUGCAUAUCGAAUUUGACACUUUCUUUAAUGAUGAGUGGGAUCCUCUUGACAUUAAGUCUCAUGUUGGGAUCAACAAUAACUCGCUUGCUUCCUCUAACUACACUUCUUAGAACGCAAGCUUGCACAGCCAAGAUACAUGCCAUGCACAGAUCACGUAUGAUUCUGCUUCUAAAAACUUGAGCAUCUCUUGGAGUUAUGAAGAAACAUCUAAUCCUUCAAGCCUUUUCUACAUCAUUGACCUUGCCAAGGUGCUUCCUGCGGAAGUUACCAUUGGCUUUUCGGGGUCUACAGGAGCAAACACGGAAUCACAUAGUGUAGGAGAUGGAUUACAUCCCUCCACAACACCCAUCGAAUAACAGGCCCUACCCCGGCAAGCUUGACCAGUUUAGUCGGCUUAAGCGGCUAAAGAUGUCGGCUCGACCCCAGAGUACUUUUAGCCGAUCAGUUAAGCCGAUCAAAUAUACUCGGCUUAGAGAGAACAGUACCAAGGCCCGCAUACUCGGCCUUUAGCGACAGGGCCCAAAGGACGACACGAUUAGGGCAUCACGGACGAGGACACUUUAAGAGGAGAUGAGGAGACAACGAAAAAGAGACUUUUGGACAACUUACACACUAAGCGGCUAGAUUUAGGGUUUCCCAAUCAUCUCUUUGAUCUUGUUGCUUAAACCUUCAGUCUUGUCUCCUUACUUCCCGUUAAUCUUGUAACCCCUCUGUUUGAUUCUAAUAAAAACGUCUUUAGUCACCCCAUUUUCUAAGUUCAUUAUUCUAAUCGACUGAAUCCUGUACAAACAAUUGGCGCCCACCGUGGGGCUGACUAAAGUAACGUUCUAGAUAUACAUGGUUCAAAACGACGCCACCUUCGGCGCUCCGGGCGGUGAACCAACCCCAACGCCCGAA
Molecule: messenger RNA, 1468 nt
Organism: Brassica oleracea var. oleracea
Lineage: Eukaryota; Viridiplantae; Streptophyta; Magnoliopsida; Brassicales; Brassicaceae
Product: L-type lectin-domain containing receptor kinase IX.1-like
Exons: 2
Coding region: 169-681 (170 amino acids)
Molecular function (GO): carbohydrate binding
Source: RefSeq, a predicted model, not a curated record